Messenger RNA from Epithele typhae, 1419 nucleotides. Its product is annotated as beta-lactamase-like protein. Gene Ontology annotation, cellular component: nucleus. The transcript has 6 exons. The record is from RefSeq and is a predicted model, not a curated record. Bases 1 to 1419 code for a protein of 472 amino acids. Lineage: Eukaryota; Fungi; Basidiomycota; Agaricomycetes; Polyporales; Epitheliaceae. Gene Ontology annotation, molecular function: 3'-tRNA processing endoribonuclease activity.
AUGUCGCACGACAUCACCGUCACCUUCCUCGGCACCACCAGCGGAGGAGGACCGACUCAAACGCGCAACUGCUCAAGUCUGGUCGCGGACUUGGCUGGGGACGGGUCUCUCUGGAUGUUUGACUGCGCGGAGGGAACUGUCCGUCAGUUUGAGAACCAGCCGUACCGCCCCGGCUACCAGAGGGUACGAGUCAACCAGGUCUCCAAGAUCUUUAUUACCCACAUGCACGCGGACCAUACCAUGGGCAUCCUUACCUUUCUCCGCAACAUCCUCGGCAUCCCAAAACCUGUAAUCGACCCCGACGCCCCGCCAGCAAACAAAUCGUCCACCAAAGUCGAGAUAUUUGGGCCGCGCGGGAUCCGCCGCAUGAUCCGCAUGCUCUGGAACGUCACUCACACCCGUAGCUCACAAGCGUAUAUCGUGCACGAACUUCUCUUCCCAGGUGAGCAGCCGUCCGUUCCCGCUGAGGUGCGCGCAGGGGAGGGCGCGGACGAGACGGACGUGCGGAACGCGAGCGAGAAGGUCGGGCGGGACAUCCACUGCGACGAGGCCGGGUACUGGCCGCGGAUUGUGAACAGGGAGAUCGGCGGCCAGCGCGGGUGCGGGCUGAUCGUCGACGCAGGGCCGAUCCAACAUCGCGACCCAUGCAUUGGCUAUGUGAUUCGCGAGGUUCCCCGCGAGCCCCUCACGGCCGAAUCCCCGCUCCCUCGGAAGCUCGUCAUUCUCGGAGACACGUAUGACCCCUCGCCCCUUGCCCCGCUGGUGCACGACGAGCCGCCAUUCGCGUCUCCCCUGCCCGAACGCGACCCGUGGGGCCACGACGUACCGGUCAAGAUACCAGUAUCGUUGCUCGUGCACGAGGCCACAGAUGCGCACAUCCCCGCACACGUCGACCCGUCGGGACGCACGGGGAAGAACCGUACUCCGGAGAGCGUGCGCGAGAAGGCCAUCUCGCGUGGCCACAGCACACCUGGGAUGGCCGGUGCGUUCGCACGCACGAUCGCGGCGGAGCGGCUCGUCAUGAACCACAUCGGCGCGAGGUUCCCGGCGCCGGUGGGCGAGCUCACGAACAUGAGCAACCCGCAGACGAAGCUGCGGCACGGGAUCGUGCGCGAGAUGGCGCGGCAGGCCGCGGAGGGCUGGUGCCCGGACGGCUCGCGCCCCGUGCACACCGAAGUCGCGGUCGACUUCCACGUCGUGACGAUCCGCCCGAACAGGAACGCCCCGACCGCCCCUGUCCGAGGUAGCGCUACGCCGUGCGAGCUUGACAUUAACAUGUCUCCUCCGAUCCACACCACCACCAAUACAUCACCUCUGUUCUCGUGUCUCCGACUUCCGUCUUCACGCCAGCAACACUUUCGUCGUACACCACAACUAGCUGAAAGGCGCGUGCCGAAGGACGCGUGCACGAGGAUAUGA